Messenger RNA from Sinocyclocheilus anshuiensis, 862 nucleotides. RefSeq lists its product as uncharacterized. NCBI's taxonomy places the organism in Eukaryota, Metazoa, Chordata, Actinopteri, Cypriniformes, Cyprinidae. Gene Ontology annotation, cellular component: external side of plasma membrane; membrane raft. The record is from RefSeq and is a predicted model, not a curated record. The coding region runs from base 11 to 862 and encodes 283 amino acids. The transcript has 6 exons. Gene Ontology annotation, molecular function: MHC class II protein binding; protein tyrosine kinase binding. Gene Ontology annotation, biological process: T cell activation; positive regulation of ERK1 and ERK2 cascade; interleukin-15-mediated signaling pathway.
GAAAGAGAAAAUGUCUGAUGAGUGUCAUCUGUGUCUGCUGGGACUGAUCGCUCUCUCUUCACUUCUCACAGGUUCCAGUGGAGUGGAUGAUGCUCAUGUGUUCAUCAGUUCUGGUGAAAAUGUCCGUCUGUCCUGUAAUGAUGCUCUUCCUGGCUGCAACUCAACUACAUGGAUCUAUAAUAACAGAUUCAGACAUUCAGAAACAGUUGAACUGAUCACUUUAGGGAUAAAGAAUAAAGACACAGGGACACAUGAGAGACUGCGUCUGGGGUCUGGCUGCUCUCUGAACAUCAGGAACAUCUCAAAAGAAGAUUAUGGAUCUUACAUCUGCCAACAAUGGACUGGUGUGAAUAGAGACCAACAACAAGAACCUGAUGCUCGUGUUUAUCUGCAUGUCCUUCAUGUCUCAUCCUCACAGACUGAGAUCAGUGCAGGCCGCUCUGUGACUCUCUUCUGUCAGCUGUAUUCAUCUGCUGGAGUCUCUUGUGAUGAUUGGAUCCGUUCUGAGGGAAUUGAGCUGUUCUGGGUGAAUCAGGCUGGUGUUAAACUGACGAGAUCAGACUCCAGACUCCAGAUAUCAGCUCCAGGACACUGUAUCAGCUCUCUGAAUACAACACUCCUGAAUGAAGAUCACAACAGAGAGUGGAGAUGCAAUGUUACUCAGAGAGAUCAAGUCAAGACCUCAGUCACUUAUACUGUCAAGAGUUCAGCUCCAGCUAAUACAACGACAGCAGUCACAAACUCUCAGCAUCCCUCAAACAAUCACGAGACUAAAGUGACAGUGAUUUCUGCUGCUGCUGCUGGAUUUGCUGUUUUCCUGGCUGCUGUUCUCUGGCUCAUCUGCAGAAAAAGAGCCGACUAA